Saccostrea cuccullata (small rock oyster) is the source of this 418-nucleotide messenger RNA. RefSeq lists its product as uncharacterized. NCBI's taxonomy places the organism in Eukaryota, Metazoa, Mollusca, Bivalvia, Ostreida, Ostreidae. The transcript has a single exon. The annotation marks the transcript as partial. The record is from RefSeq and is a predicted model, not a curated record.
AUGCUUGUUCUGAUGAAAAAUUACAUCCCGUCAUCUGGAGUUGUUGAUGUAGAGACAAAAAUUGUUAGAUUUAAUGGAUUAGAAGAAACACAGACCGUCCAGUUUGAUGACAAGGGUAAUAAUCUUUAUAUUGACCCUGAAUGUAUCUCAGAAAACAGAAACGGGGAUAUUAUUGUUUUUGACCUGAUUCAUGAUAUCCUUCUUGGGCCAUCAUCACGUCUAGUUGUGACAGAUCAAAAUGGAUGUCAUCGCUUUACUUACUAUGGAUCAGAAAAUGACCCCCGACUGAAACUAGAAGCAACUGAUAUUUGUACAGAUCCACUGUCAAACAUCCUCAUAGCUAACCAAAGCUUAAGCACAGUGCAUAUGAUUGACAAGGAUGGCACAUUUCUUCGCUUGCUAUUGACAACAGAACACG